This is a messenger RNA of Exophiala oligosperma, 1359 nucleotides long. RefSeq lists its product as uncharacterized. The transcript has 2 exons. Lineage: Eukaryota; Fungi; Ascomycota; Eurotiomycetes; Chaetothyriales; Herpotrichiellaceae. The coding region runs from base 117 to 1304 and encodes 395 amino acids. The record is from RefSeq and is a predicted model, not a curated record.
CGGGACUUGAUCACGACACAAUCAAUUGCUUCUUCUCCUUUCGCUAUAUCAUUUCACUGAGACGGUCCGUCAAACUAUGGGCCUUUGUAGGUAGGCGAUGAUCUGUCGACAGUGCAAUGGCCAAUGGAGCAGUGGCGCCUAUACCGACGCCGCAAUUUCCCACGCAUAAUGCUCCCCGAGUCUGGCUACUAACCUCCGGAGACUCGCCCAUUGCCAUUUCCGUUGCGCGCCAAGUGCUUGACCAUGGCGACUACGUGGUCUCAGGCAUCAUACAAGCCGACUUUGAGGAUGAAAGUGUACGAAGUGAGGAAUUUAAAAACUUCCUCUCCGAAGUGGUACGAACAAAUGGGUGGAAAGAUCGAUUAAAAAUUGUACCCUUGGACAUUCGACAUGUUGGGCAAUGUCAAGCAGCCAUCGCAGAAGCAGUCCACGGUUUCAAAAAGAUAGACAUUCUGUUCUGCUGCACCAGCGAAGCCAUCAUUGGAACAGUGGAGGAGCUCUCGGCAAAUCCGCGAACAUUGACUAUGGUUCGAGACCAAUUCGAGAAGAACUUUUUUGGGCCGAUGAAUAUAAUUAAAGCUGUGAUCCCUCACAUGCGAUCAAUGAUGAAUGGACACAUCAUCGUGCUUGGUGGCAUCACAGGUCAUCUUGGAACACCUGGUUUGAGCAUGUAUUGCGCUUCGGGCUGGGCGCUGGAAGGCUUCUGCGAUAGUAUCGCUUACGAGAUCGCUCCUUUCAACAUUAAGCUGACUAUCCUCCAAGCCAGCGUAGAGAUAGGAAUUCUGACCAACAAAAUCACCUCAGCACCUCCGAUGAAAGAAUACUCGAAAGAAUUUGGACACACUGCACCCAUGUUCCGAGGAAUCCUCGAUGGUUUGCUGAAUCGUCUGCCAGGGAUUCGAUCUCAGUAUCCUCCACCGCCGGAGAGCGAGAUUCAGUCGCCUUCCUCGGAGGCGGAGAGACAAAGUGGGCCCUAUCUCCUCAAUCAGAAUGGAGUGGUUAGUCUGUAUCCGCCUCUCAGCUAUGCCCACACGGAGAAACUCGUAGCCGAGACUGUGCAUGCAUUGACGGCUAUUGGUGGCCAUGAGAAUCCUCCUGCAAGGCACAUUGUGGGCGUUGAGGGCGUGGCCAGCGUCAAGGAAAAACUCAAGACGGUCAGUGAGGAGCUGGAAGAAUUUGUCGAGACGAGCGCGUCAGCCGACAUGGUGAAACCCGGAUCAGGGUAUGGCCGUGCGUCAAGCGUUGCUGAAGUAGAUUUCAAAGAUUUGGAGGAUGUCUUUGAGACGUCUUUAGGCCCGCGUUAAGCUGGUAUGCUUGGCUAGUUAGAAAGCAAACACUUGGUCUGAAUCUCAGCGUUGG